Python bivittatus (Burmese python) is the source of this 2987-nucleotide messenger RNA. Its product is annotated as Y+L amino acid transporter 2-like. Gene Ontology annotation, molecular function: L-amino acid transmembrane transporter activity. Gene Ontology annotation, cellular component: membrane. The record is from RefSeq and is a predicted model, not a curated record. Gene Ontology annotation, biological process: amino acid transmembrane transport. NCBI's taxonomy places the organism in Eukaryota, Metazoa, Chordata, Lepidosauria, Squamata, Pythonidae.
CUAGGAAUAUAACUAGCAGAUGCUGAGAAAAAAACAAGGGAGGGCCUGACUGGCUGAGGUCAUAUCCCCAUGGCUACUCUGUGUUCAGUAAGCUGCUUCAGUUGCUCUUUGACUUUAGGAACACAACUGCAUUCCUUGACUCUGGCUGAUUUGUUUUGACUGCCUCACAGUUUUCCAGCAUUCAUUAACUUCGUAAACUGCUGCUCACAAGACACUCGACAGAGGCUGUUUUUCUGCCCAGCUUCUUUGGCUAUUGUGUACUUUGCUUCAUUCCGGCUUCUUGAUGCCAACAAGCACGUUCUAAAUAAGGGUCUAUAUGACUGUGAGGAACAUCUAGUCAGUGGAUGUGUGGUAAUGAUUAACUGAAGAUGACGGGUCCUUGGACAACAUGUUGCAAUAAAAAAAACAUACCCAAGAAUGAGUUACAUGAAUUGGACUCAGUGGCAGAGAACAAGAAGGAAAAAAUGCAAAUGAAACAAGAAAUCACCUUGCUUAAUGGCAUUUCUUUAAUUGUAGGGAACAUGAUUGGAUCAGGGAUAUUCGUAUCGCCCAAGGGUGUGCUAAAGUAUAGUGGCUCGUAUGGACUUGCACUCUUCCUCUGGGCCCUUGGUGGGAUCUUCUCCUUGUUUGGAGCAUUGUGUUAUGCUGAACUGGGGACAUCCAUAAUUAAAUCAGGAGCAAGCUAUGCCUAUAUUCUAGAAGCUUUUGGAGGAUUUAUAGCUUUUAUCAGACUAUGGUCUUCUUUGUUGAUCAUUGAACCUACCACUCAGGCAGUCAUAGCAAUUACUUUUGCUAAUUAUAUUGUUCAGCCAAUAUUUCCAUUUUGUGAGCCACCCUAUGGAGCAGUUAGGUUGAUUGCAGCAGCCUGCAUCUGCUCUCUGACUUUUAUUAAUUGUGUCAAUGUGAAGUGGGGAACCCGAGUACAGGAUCUUUUCACAUAUGCAAAAGUGAUGGCUCUUAUUAUGGUCAUAGCUGUGGGCCUUUAUAAAAUUAGCCAAGGAGAAACGGAAAACCUCAAGGAACCAUUUGAAGGCUCCACAACAAAAGCAGGAUUUGUUGCACUUGCUCUUUAUUCUGCCCUCUUUUCCUACUCUGGAUGGGACACGUUGAAUUUUGUCACUGAAGAAAUGAAAAACCCAGAAAGAAACCUUCCACUUUCCAUUGCCAUAUCAAUGCCUAUAGUGACUAUUAUUUACUUGCUGACCAAUGUGGCCUACUAUGUCGUAUUGGACAUGCCUGCUCUUUUAGCAAGUGAUGCCGUGGCUGUGACAUUUGGUAAUGAAGCUCUUAGCCAUGCUAAGUGGAUCAUCCCUAUUGCAGUGGCAAUGUCGUGUUAUGGAGGAUUAAACUCAUCAAUUAUUGCAGCUUCAAGACUAUUUUAUGUUGGAGCCAGAGAAGGACAUCUCCCUGAUAGUCUGAGCUUACUUCAUAUAAAAUGUUUUACCCCUGUUCCUGCUCUUGUUUUUAAUGGUUUAAUGACUUUGAUUUACCUCCUUGUGGAAGAUGUCUUUCUCCUGAUAAAUUACUACUGUUUCAGCUAUUGGUUCUUUGUUGGACUAUCCAUUGCAGGAUUAGUAUAUUUAAGGUAUAUCCAGCCAGAUAGGCCAAGGCCCAUUAAACUCAGUCUGUUCUUUCCCAUUGUAUAUUGCAUAUGCACCAUUUUCCUAGUUAUAGUGCCUCUCUACAGUGAUACAAUCAAUUCUAUUAUUGGAAUUGGAAUUGCACUCUCUGGAAUUCCUGCUUACUUUUUGGGAGUUUAUUUAUCAGUAGAAAAGAGACCUUGGUAUCUUCAGUGGCUUUCUGCUACCACUACAAAGUAUGUUCAGAUGUUAUUCUACUGCUGUCUGACAGACAUGGACAUUGAAACAGAAACAAAGGAAAUGAAAGCAAAGUAGACUUAUUUAGACAAUUACUACACUUCACGCAUCCGAGCAGCUGGAAAUACUCCUUUGUGCUGUAGAACAUACCAAGAGAUGUAUAACUGUACUGUGCAUAAUUUUGCUGUUUUUUCAAUCUGUCCUACUUUAUCCACCUUUUCUUUGUUGUUAUCAGUUUGCGGGAUUUCUUAAUGCCAGUUCUGUACAUAAUAAUUACACUUUAAAAAAAAAUUAAAUAAGCUGCCCAUCAUACCGAAGCAAGCACUUACAAUGUGCUAGGGAUUUAGAGUUCAUGAGAAAAGUGAGACAGUUACCAACUGAAUCUAGAACUCUAGGAAGGAAAAGUAAAAUAAUGGCAGGAGGGGAAUCUAAAAAUAUCAUCUUUUAAAAUCUCAAGUCCACCCUUAUACAUUUUAAGGUAUUGUAGGUCUUUUACAGAUGGAAGGUGUCCAAUUCAUUUUGUGGAUGAAUGUGACUAGUCUGCAUCAAUGGAGUAACAUCUUGUGGCACUGAGUCAAAGAAAUCCAUGGAAGGGUAUCAGUGGAGCAGUAAAGAGAUAUUGUAUGCCCUAAAGUUUAGCUUCAGCAUUGAAACGGCAAAUGUUACUGUCACUGUUAUACCACAGUUUGCCUUUUCUCCUUGGAUAUUAAUUACUGUAUUAUGAAAAAAAAACUCUGUAUUUAGUAGAGAACCUUGCUGUUAGCAGCGUCUUCAGAAGAAUACCUGUAAGGGCUGUUGACAUAUCAAGUGUUCUAUUAUGAAUGUUAUUCUGUAAUUAACAGUUAUGACACCAGAACCAGGCUGUCAGUGAGAACUAUGUAUGCCACAUUACCAUGUUUUCUUCUAAAUCUUCAACAGUCUGUAGUACUGUAAGAUACUGUAUGUGCAUGCAUCAAUCAGCAUUUUUAUUUUUUUUUCAGUCCAAGCAUUUUAUAUAUUUUUUUUAAAAAGCAUGCUGUAUUGAUAGAUGACUGUCAAGCUUACUUCAGUUUUAAAUAAACCUGAGUUUUAAAUAACUGCUUUGUUUUAAAACAUUAGGAACUAAUGUGCCAGUGCAUACAUAAUUGGAGAAUCAUAAUUCCCACAUAUUGCUAAGGCUUUUUCUGGAAC